This is a messenger RNA of Fusarium vanettenii 77-13-4, 3678 nucleotides long. RefSeq lists its product as uncharacterized. The record is from RefSeq and is a predicted model, not a curated record. Lineage: Eukaryota; Fungi; Ascomycota; Sordariomycetes; Hypocreales; Nectriaceae. The coding region runs from base 1 to 3678 and encodes 1225 amino acids. The transcript is spliced from 4 exons.
AUGCCUCGACCAGAGCCAGUGAAGGUUCCGCUUGAAGAGAUUCGCCGAACGCUGGAAGAUCUAGACCGCCAACGCGCUCGAGACCGAGCUCAGCGGGGCUUCAAAGCCACCCAGCCACGAAACCGGCCGGGCGGAGCCUUCGUUGACGAGACUGCCAUACAGGCUCUCCGAAAAUCCCCACAGGAGCCGGUUAGAGUCCCUCUUGACGAGAUUCGCCCCCAUCGGAGAGAUGGGGGUCGCCAGCAAGAAGCAUCGAAGCCACAGACCCAGGGCGAGAAGGUCAUGGGACCCCUCGAGGAGAUCACCUACCGCCAGCAUGCAGAAGAAACACUUCAUCGGACGCAAGGCACUGUCCGACAGGGGAAGAUCUUAUUACCUCCCGAAGAGAUCGCUCGUACAUUGGAUGAGCUGAACCGGCGGUACUCCGGAGGAACGGCCCGUCCCCGCACGUGUGAUGAUCUGGACCGCCAAAGGGCGAGAGAUACCGAGCUGGUACAAGGGCCAAGCACCCCCGAACCGACCUUCCGUCCUCCGCAGACGCCGCCUUCCCGUAAGCGCCAUCGAACACAACAAGAAGGCCUUCUGACUCCACCGCCCUCGGGGCCAAGCCGCUCCCGGAAAAGGCCUAGGCUGCUGGACGAGACCGUCCAACUCCAGCAGCAACCCCUCGAUGAAUUUCUACAAUACCGAGAGUCGUGCUUCCACGCUAAGAGGGACGCAUCAUUAUCAAGAUCCUGGUGCAAAGAAGUCCCCCUCGCCCUUCAAGUUGAGACUUCGAAGUCGUUCUAUGAGGCCUUCACCGACGAGAGGACGUUACCCAUUUCCCACUGCACUUUUUGCUACAGAAAAUGCCCGCCAGCCAACAUUACUACCAUCCAUUGGAGGACGUACUUGACCCCCGCGUUGCUGCAGGCUACGACGGCUCUUCAGAAAUGCAAAAAGUGUCUCCCACAGGGCGGUGACAUGGGGGUCGAUAUUUGCCUCGAGUGCCGCGGCGUUUUCGAAAACGGAAAGCUGCCGAAGGCAUGUUCGGUCAACAACAUGGACAUCGGGUGUGAGCAUCGUUAUCCUCGUGAACUCGAUGGCCUCUCUCCUGUCGAGGAGAGACUGAUCGCUCUUCAGGCCCCUUUCGGCUAUAUCACGAAGUUCACUGUUGAUAACAAAACGCCGUCUGGUGUCAGUUACAGGAAACACGUGAAGGGUCACAUUGUCGUAUUUCCGAACAAUGUAGAUGACCUAGUUGCCACGGUGCUCCCUCACCCGCUUCUUCAGACAAUCGAGAACAUCCACGUGUCUUGGAGCGGGGCCAACAGACCCAGCCCGGCGGAAGUGGGGACGCUUCUUCAGGUGCGCAAGUCUCGAGUAACCGCAGCCCUCUUGUGGCUACAGAGGAACAAUCCCCUUUACAGGGACAUCGAAAUCAACCUGGAUGAAAUACAGGGCUGGCAGUACGCGGAGGGCUCGACAGUUCCCACCGCUCUCAUGGAGCGGAUGCAGAGGGAGGAACCCUCGGCGGUGGAAAAGACACACACUGACCCAAUCGUCCCGAAUACCGAUCGCGGAUUAGAGGAGAACCGUUUCACAAGCAUUGAAGACCUCCUCACCUCGCUACAACCAGACCCAAGCGACGACACCCCUAUCUCAGUUGCCAAUGCGUCGAUGGAACAGCCUCACCCACCACCUGAGGAUGCCCAUAUGUCUGCUCCUGACCCAGAGAGUCUCGACCGUGACGGUGAUAUCCUAUACGAGACGUCAACGUCCGGCAUGUUUCCUCUGGAUGGGCCAGCCGCAUUCGCUGAGGCUGAUAAGCUAUCCUUCCUAGCUGAGGCUAUCCAGCCGAGUCAUACUGGACACGGCAAUGAUGUUGAACCUUCCGCUAUGGCUGUCCACGCAGCAGGAGACCAACCGUUCAUCCGAGUCGAGCGGGGUGCGGAUUUCGCGGACAACCUGCACGAGGACUUCUUUCCACGGACCUUUCCUAAGCUUUUCCCGUGGGGGAGGGGGGGCCCCAAGGCGCUGAGCGAGCCGGACGGCAAUUUACAUGACGCUUCGGAGCCAGCAAGGCGCAGUGGAAAUCACUCGCUCAACUAUUGGGCCAAAUAUGUGUUGCAACGCCAUGGGGGCCGAUUUGCUACGCAUCCAGUGUUUUGUUUCUUGGUUUUCAAUCUCCUCCUCCGAUCCACGAACCGCCGUAUCAGCAUGGUCCGCAUGACGAGGGGCUCUUUCGACAGAUUGGAACGGGUCUAUGGAAGCCUGACGGCGGACCGCCUAAAAAUAGCCGAGGAGGAGAUGCGAGAGACAAGGACCACGACAGAUCCGGACAUAUCGUUCUUGCUUCGCGAAUUGUCCAUCUUUGGCCACGCACAGCCGCUGUCCAACGAAACUCGACUCUUGAUGCGGAGGAAGAUACAAGCAGUGAACAUCUGGACCGGUAUGCCUGCCAUCUGGAUCACGGUCAACCCCAACGAUAUCAACAAUCCGGUCAAGAUGUGGCUCUCCAUCCACAGGCUCCACGACUACGACACGGCAAAGGAACUGCUAGCCGAUCUCCGGGGAAGGUAUGACAGGAUCGCCCUCAGCACCAUGGACCCAGUUAGCGCCGCCAUCUUCUUCCACCGAGAAAUCUCUCUGUUCUUUGAGAAAUACGUCAGGGCUGGCCAAGAAUCGAUUUUCGGAAAGAUUAGCCAUUAUUACGCCACGGUGGAGACGAAUGACCGAGGUAGUCUGCACUUACAUGGACUACUCUGGCUGGAAGGUAAUAUGAGGUUGCCAUCCUUGAUCGAUGAGAUGGCGAACCCCGAGGAAGAAGAAUACCGUGGUCAGGUGGUUCGGUAUCUAGACUCGGUAUUUCACGAAUGUUUAGAUGAGGAAGCCGGGAAAGCUAUCAGAAAGGAGAGAAAGCCAAUUAACCCGGUCGAGGAAAUAAUGCACGACACCGAGGCUCUCGCAGCGGCGUUCGACAACGAGUCCAACUACAUUGCGUACUGUUGCCAGGUGCACUCGCACACCUACACCUGUAUCAAGUAUUCUCUAAAAAGACUCGUCGGAGAGGGUGCAGAUAAGCACAAAAAACGGACAGCUUGUCGGUUCAAAGCGCCUUGGAGGAUCGUCGAGGACACCGGAUUCACGGAGGACGGCCUGCUCAAGAUCCGGCGGAACCACCCGCUCGUCAACCGGUAUAACAAAGCAAUGGCAGUCGGCCUCCGCCACAACCACGACAUCUCGAUGAUCUUGACGAGAACCAAGGGACUCGCCAUGGUAUUCUACAUCACGAACUACGCCACCAAAUUGGACACGCCGAUGUGGAAACGCCUUGUCUUCGCCGCUGAUGUUCUUCGACAGCUUCGUGAAUCGGCAGCGCUGAGGCAUCCCGAGCCGAAUCUUGCUGAGCAGGAUGCCCAGCGCCAGGCCGUAGUGAACGAGAGCCGUCAGUUUCUGAUGAGGGCCGCCAAUCGAAUCUUUUCCGAGAGACAGCUUUCGGCCGUGGAGGUCUGCUACUUCCUGCUUGGCUAUCAAACGGACUUUACUAACGUGCCGCAAUGGUCCUACAUAAACUUGACCGCACUCUAUUGGACUAUUUUCCGGCGUUGGAUACACCUCCGUCGCCAGGCCAGCACACAAACAGAUGCCGAAGAGCCAUCAGAGACGAUGCAUACGCCUACCGAGGUCAAGUUCUGA